CACGAGGCUACGCAGGUGUACAAUCUGGUGCGACACAGCGCAAGCCUGACUCUCUAGAGAGGCUCUCUAGGGUCAGGGUGCCUUUGUCUCCACGAAACUACCAAGCGCUGCCUUACGCGAAGAAGAAGAACAAAAAAAUGGCGGGCUCAAGGUGUCACGAAUUCGACUUGAGGAAACUGCAGUGCCCUGCCACCUGGGGCAGCGGCCACCAAGCGCUCGUCGGGGCCGAGGACUGCCUGGAGAAGCUGUGCAUCGCGGCCACGCCCUGGGCGGGUGUGGUGGAGCGCCUCAAGGUGGCGUGGAGCUUCUGGGAGAACUCGCGUCGCGCCGAGGCGACCGGCCUGCUCGUGGAGUGCUACAUGCGCCUGCUGCCCCAGCAGGAGUUGCAUCAGAACUGCGAUCUCAUCAAGGACUACAGGCGUGCGCUGCGGCUGGUGCUGGACUCGACGUGGGCGUCGAUGCGGGCCGCUGUCGUCUCCGACAAGACGGACGCGGACUACUUGAGGAGGUUCAUCGCGGCCGUGGAGCCUGCGAGCCAGCUGGACAACAAGCAGCUUUCCGCCGUGUACGCGCUGCGGGGCCGCCUCACCACAAUACGCGAGGAGUCGAAGUGGUUCCGGAAAGCGAUCGCUCUGAAUCCCGAGGAGGGCGAGUGGCGCCAUCUGCUCGGCUGGGUCAUCCAGGAAGGCCGGAAGUGCCGAGGGACGCCGUCCAGUGAGGAAAUGAAAUUGCUUCGAGAUGCGUACCGUCUGCGGAAGCACCCGGACACAGUGCUGCGACUCGCGAGGUCCCUCACUGACUGUGGCCCGAAAUCAUUUCCGGAGGCCAGGACCCUGGUUGCUGAAGCGUUGCAGCUGUACCCAGACCAUCCACGUGUCCUCUCGAACGUCGCCAACAUCCUCAUCCGACUGGAGGGACUGACCUCCGCCGGGCUGCGCCAGAUACGCUCCCUCUACCAGCGAACUCAGGAUGUCGUGGGGGAGCGGGCCUUCAUCCAGAUGAAGCUCGCCACCGUGUGCUUGUCGACCGGAGAGAAGGCGCAAGCUCAAAAGCACUUCGACACUGCCAUGCGUCUCAACCCCAGCGCUUGUGCGCAGUUUGCUGUCACGUACGGACACCUCAUGAGCUGAGGACGGACUCGCGCCUCCGAGUGGCGAUUCCCUUCGCUUUGCCUAAUGAAAUCUUUGUAUUGAUUCUUGAAUCAUUGUCCUUGGAGUAAUAAAGUGAAGAAUGAUGUGGAAA
Messenger RNA from Thrips palmi, 1242 nucleotides. RefSeq lists its product as uncharacterized. The record is from RefSeq and is a predicted model, not a curated record. Gene Ontology annotation, molecular function: protein binding. Bases 138 to 1130 code for a protein of 330 amino acids. Lineage: Eukaryota; Metazoa; Arthropoda; Insecta; Thysanoptera; Thripidae. The transcript has 6 exons.